This is a messenger RNA of Vigna angularis (adzuki bean), 1317 nucleotides long. RefSeq names its product E3 ubiquitin-protein ligase AIRP2. Bases 303 to 1073 code for a protein of 256 amino acids. Lineage: Eukaryota; Viridiplantae; Streptophyta; Magnoliopsida; Fabales; Fabaceae. Gene Ontology annotation, molecular function: ubiquitin protein ligase activity. The record is from RefSeq and is a predicted model, not a curated record. Gene Ontology annotation, biological process: protein ubiquitination. The transcript has 5 exons.
CGGCAUUCCUUACCUCACCCACCGCAACACCCAAACACCAAAACCCAACCACACUCUCCUCAACUCAUAUAUCUCUCAAAAGCUUCAAACUUUCGGACACAAAACAUCAAAAAGCUUAGCCCUACUUUUUCUUCUCUCAAUUCAUCACUUCUCUAUCUUGGUUUUCCUUUUUUUUAGGUGGGGAUUAGGAUAAGGGUCUUCAUCUCAAAUUUGAUCACUUCUCUCUCUUUCUGUGACCCUCUUCAGUUUUUCUCUUUCUUCUCUGCUUCAGCUUUCCACAAAGUAAAGCCAAAGAGGGAAAGAUGGCAAUGAUUCCGUACCAACUUUCCCGUUUACCUUACCACGAUUCCCUCAAAGUACUUGAAGCUGAUAUACAGCACGCUAAUGCUUUGGCUGCUGCAAUUCCCAGAGCCAAGGGUGGGACUGUUCUUCAAAUGAAAUUGGUUUACAAUCAGUUGGCUCCUCUCUUCCUGUUAUUUCUACAAUGGAUGGAUUGUUCUUGUGCAGGCUUUCUCCAUAGGUAUCUCAACCUCUUCCACAUAAUUAUAUACAAGGUACACAAUGAUGGUAGAUCAAACAUGUCUACCCAUGGAAGGAAGGCUACCAUUGGGGACUUUUAUGCCGUUAUAUUGCCAUCUCUCCAAAGGCUUCAUGGUAGUUUGGAGAAGUUGGAGGCUGUUGAAGCAGGAGAAUCAAGCAUAGAAGGUUCAAGUCAUGGCAAUAAGUUGAUUGAAACAAGUGAGAGACUAACCAAUAUUGAUUUGCAAAGAGAAGAUGAAUGUGGAAUUUGCUUAGAGCCUUGCACCAAAAUGGUUUUACCUGGUUGCUGCCAUGCCAUGUGUAUCAAAUGCUACCGCAAGUGGAACAGAAAAUCAGAGUCUUGUCCUUUUUGUCGUGGCAGUUUGAGGAGAGUUAAUUCAGAGGAUCUAUGGGUGCUAACUUGUGACGAUGAUGUUGUUGAUGCAGAAACAGUUUCUAAAGAGGAUUUAUUGCGUUUUUACCUCUAUAUCAGCAAGCUGCCAAAAGAUCACCCAGAUGCACUUUUCCUAAUGUAUUAUGAAUACCUCAUUUAAUUUUCCAUUGAAUAAGAACAAAAAGGAAAAAAAUGUACAGAUAGUCAAUUCCGGAAUACAAAUGUGAAUAGAGUCUGGAAAGAAAAUACUCUGGUAAUGUAAUCACAGUUGUUCUGGUAAGAGAUAUUUCUGGUUUUUUGGCCCAGAAAAACCAUUCUUCUUACUUCUGUGAUGUAUCUCCAUUGUAGACAUUGUUCUUGCAAUUAACCUGGAAUUCCUUGUAUGAAGGAUCCAUUAAGUUAAA